Molecule: messenger RNA, 1935 nt
Organism: Closterium sp. Naga37s-1
Lineage: Eukaryota; Viridiplantae; Streptophyta; Zygnematophyceae; Desmidiales; Closteriaceae
Source: the annotation of a GenBank genome assembly
AUGGAGUCACUCACUAGCCUUGUUCUUGAUGGCUGCGACCUUCAUGAGCUGCCCGAAGACAUCGGGCAGCUCUCGAACCUGGUUUCACUGAAGCUGGCCAGUAGCGACCUUGUUCGGCUGCCCGACUCGUUCGGGCAGCUGUGGAAGCUGAAGAAGUUAGUAUUCAUGGAAUGCAACAGCCUGCUUGAGCUUCCAAACUCUUUCGCUAAUCUCUCCUCCUUGGAAACCCUGUUCGUCUACGGUGGGGCUUCUCUAGUAGACCUCCCUCCGGGUUUUGAAACCCUCCAGAAGCUGCGUACACUCGACCUCUUCAACUGCGUCUUUGCGAGCCUGCCUGACAGGUUUGGGGACCUGCCGAGCCUGGAGGUGCUCAGGAUCGGGACAAAGGCAACGUACAGCAGGAAUAGGCUCGAGUCCGGCAGCGAAUCGGAUUACGGACCUGAGUUGGAAGGCGCGUGCGCCCUCCACAUGCUUCCCCAGUCCCUGGUUCGCCUCACAGGCCUGCUAGAGCUCGUGUUGGAGGGGUGUGAGAUGCUGGAGGAGUUGCCAGCAGGCAUGGGGGGGCUGGCCAGCCUUAGAGUGCUCCAGGUGAAGAAUUGCCCUCAGCUGCGGCUCUUCCCGUCGCUGCUCUCCACUCCCAUCUGUACACCUGCAGGAGAUUUUUCUACUCUCGGGACAGACCUCCCUGCUGCUGCUACUGCUGCUGCCGCUGAUGCUGCUGCUGCUGCUUCUGCUGCUGCUGCUGCUGCUGCUGCUGCCGCUGCUGCUGCCGGUGCUCCCCCGUUUCCAUCGCUGGAGCAGCUGGAGAUCUCUGACUGCCCACGCCUGGAGAACCUCCCAGAGGGCCUCUAUCUGCUGCCUAGGCUGGAACACCUCGCUCUUGAAGACUGCACCAGUCUAGAGCUCACACACCAGAGCCCCUUGCUACCACCCACAUCCCCAUCCCCACAGAGCAACACCUUUCUGCCCGCACUCUCCCCACCAUCCCCACCAUCCCCACCAUCCCCAACAUCGACCUCCUCCUCCUCCCGUCCUCUUGUUGCGCCCAUCUCCCUUCCGAGUUCCAUCAAAACCGUUAUCCUCUCAAACGUAUUCCAGUCAGCCCAGUUCCUGUCAGAGUCCCUUCUUUCCCUCAGCCAACUCACCCACUUGAACAUCUACGACCUUCCAUCCCUCCAGCAGCUUAUCGCCCCUUCCCUUGUGACCCAGUCCUCAGCCCACGCCCAAGCCACCCACGAUGACCAGUCUGAAAGAUUCGAUUCCGAUUCUGAUAUGCCGGCCAGAUUGGAUCUCUUGUUUUCUCUGCAGCAUCUUCACAUCGCCCUCUCCAACCUUCCUGCACUCCCUGAAACCGUGGGCAAUCUCAUGCAGCUGAGAGUGCUGCUGCUAGAAGAGUGCCCUGCCAUGACCUCCCUUCCCACGUCCCUCACUAGCCUCUCCAAUCUCAAACAGCUUACACUCAAUUCACUUCCUUUCCUGCCCGAGGAUGUCGGGCAGCUUAAAGCUCUGCGCGAUCUGAGUCUGGAGUCCUGCCAAUCUCUUAAAGCCCUGCCGCCCUCCUUCGCCCUCCUCUCCUCCCUCAUGCGUCUCACCAUCGCAGAUUGUCCCAAACUCACCCGCCUCCCAGAUUCCAUCUCCUCUCUCUCCAGCCUUGCAUCUCUCACACUGAAACGGCUAGCAUUCCUCCGCUGCCUCCCAUCCCCUCUCUCCCUUCCAUGCCUCAUCAAGCUCUCCCUGCAAGGAUGCAAGCGCCUGAGGGCUCUGCCCUGCGACUUGGGCAGUUUGUCCUGUCUGAGGGAGGUGGAUCUGGACGGGUGUAUACAGUUGAAGGAGCUGCCGGUGUCACUGGUGGAUCAUAGCAUGAAUGUGACAGUAGUGAAGGGUACAGGGGGAAUGGAGGAGCUGGUAGUGUGUGCCUUGUGCAGAGGGAAGUAA